Molecule: messenger RNA, 3261 nt
Organism: Mus musculus (house mouse)
Lineage: Eukaryota; Metazoa; Chordata; Mammalia; Rodentia; Muridae
Gene: Fundc2
Product: FUN14 domain containing 2
Exons: 5
Coding region: 35-490 (151 amino acids)
Cellular component (GO): mitochondrial outer membrane; nucleus
Source: RefSeq, marked validated
AUACUAGGGUCCCCCCCCCCCCCGCGCCCCCGAAAUGGCCGCUAACAGUCAAGGAAACUUUGAUGGAAAAUUUGAAGCACUGGAUCUUGCAGAAUUAACUAAAAAACAACCAUGGUGGCGUAAGCUGUUUGGGCAGGAAUCUGGGCCAUCAGCUGAAAAAUAUAGUGUAGCAACCCAGCUGGUAAUUGGGGGUGUUACUGGAUGGUGCACUGGUUUCGUAUUCCAGAAGGUUGGAAAAUUGGCUGCAACAGCUGUAGGAGGUGGAUUCUUUCUCCUUCAGCUGGCAAACCAUACUGGAUACAUCAAAGUUGACUGGCAAAGAGUAGAAAAAGACAUGAAGAAAGCCAAAGAGCAGUUGAAAAUUCGUAAGAAUAAGCAAAUACCAACUGAGGUCAAGAGCAAAGCUGAGGAGGUUGUAUCAUUUGUAAAGAAGAAUGUUCUAGUGACUGGAGGAUUUUUUGGAGGCUUUCUGCUUGGCAUGGCAUCCUAAGAACUUCACUUCAUUGUUCUAUUUUUAUAGUUGUUUGUUUCUUGCCAGCAGCUUCUACACUCCAACAUAGGACAAUCGGCACUCCUCUUCCUCAUCUUCUCCUGUGCCUUCCUCCCUGUUGUAGCAAAUCUGAAUGGCUUUAAUAGGCUUCUCCUGGUGCAAGGUCUUCUCAGGCCUUCUCAAUUUAACACGUUGGAAGAGACAGUAGGUGUUAACUCUUCCAGUACCCUCCUUACUUGGUUGGUGUGUAGCUUAACAAGAAUGUUCCUUUUCCCCUAUGUAAGAUCCUUUUCCAAACUCAAUUUGUUACCUUAUUACAUGUUACAUGAAAAGGAACCAAAUACAUUUGCCUUUAAGCAUGAAAAAAUUUUGGUAUCUUGGUGUAUGCUUUCUUUUUAAAUUGGUUUUAGGCUAUAGAAAGAGAGGUAUUUAUACUUACUAUAAUUAUGUUGCCAAAAUGGCAGUGUAAGUACCAACACUAAAAAUAUUAAAUGAACUUCUGCAAACAAUGCAUGAAGUAAUAUAAGUAUUAUAUAUGGUAGGUGGGUCUUUAUGGAAACCAGCUGUAAGAACUUCAUGAAAUACAACAUUUAAGCAAGAAUUUGAAAUGUAUUUCUUUUACAUACGAGUACUCUAUCUGCAUGUUCAACUCUGUGCCAAAUCCCAUUACAGAUGGUUGUAAGCCACCAUGUGGUUGCUGGGAAUUGGACUUAGGACCACUUGAAGAGCAACCAGUGCUCUUAACUGCUGAGCAUCUCUCCAGUCCCUUAAGCAAAAAUUUUAAAGAGAUGUUCCAGGCAUUCAGAAUAAGAAUAGCAUAUGUGUAAUAAAUUAUUUUCAUCAAAUGCAAUCUCCAUCAGAAAUAUUGCUUAAUAUAAAAAUCCAUGUAUACUUUACAUUAUUCCAUAAUAGCUAUUACCAUGAGCUCAACUCCAACUACAAAAGCAUCUUCCAGAAGUUAAGUCUUCUAUCAUCUUCAUUAUACCCACAGGGCUUACUGCUUAAUAGAUUUCAAAUAUUUUUGAAUAUAUUAAUUGUAUAAAGAAAGCUUCCCGUUAAAGGUUAGGUUUACCUCAAAUGAAUUCUUAGAUAUGUAGAUGAUCCUUUGUGCAAUAGUAUAUUUUUAAGGUCAUACAUUAAGCAUAAUUACUUUUUUGACAUACCUUAACAUUGACAUACUUUUGAAAAUUGAAACUACCAGUGGAUGUGUAAAACUAAUUAGGAUUCACCUAUUUGCAUUUCCUCACUACGUUUUGAUUUUAUUUGAGCCAAUAUAAGUUAUUCUACUUGUAAUACAUAUUAAUCAUCUUUCCUUACAUGGUAGUAUAACCAGCCUUGGUAUAUAUUUUUCUCAAAAAUUUGAAGAUGAUUUUUCACUAUUUACUGUGGAAACAUAAAGAGAGUACAGUGAUUUCCCCAAGUAUCCAUUGCUUGCCUAUAGCAAUCAUGUAAUUGUAUUUUUUAUCAAUUAUUAUAAUAUACCUGCCAUUUUAUUGUUUGCCAUAUGUAUUCAAUACUAAAAAUCUAAAUAUUUUUUUGUUUUAAAACUUUAAAAAAGGGCUGGAGAGAUGGCUUAGCCAUUAAAGGCUAGGCUCACAACCAAAAGUAUAAAACUUUUAAAAAAAUCAUAAUACCUUUUUAUUACAGAAAAAUUAAUAAUGGUUAAUGUCAAAACCAUGCAGUAUUUAAAAUCCUCUUUGUAUGUACAAUAUAUUUAUUGACACCUGUGUGCUAUCAUCUGUUUUAUAGUUCUUUGUAUUCUUCUUGGGGUUGUGCCAUUUAUGGUGAUUCUUGAUGUAGCCAUGUUGUUCUCCCUGUGUCUUAAGUAUCAUUGGCAUGGUGAGAGCAAAAGCUACUGCAAUGCCCCUUUGGGUAUGUGGUGAGGAGUGGUCAUCUAGUAUCUCUCUAGUGGGUUGGUAGCUGACUUCUGAUCCAUCUGCUUUCUUUCUGAUUAAUAGGGGUUACAACUAAUAGACUAGUGGACUGGAGUUCCUUCAAAAGGUUAUAAUAGGUAAUGGUCUAGACUCACAUUCUACCCUGGUCUGAAAUAAAAUCUAUAAUUCUAUCCUCAAGUUGGUCAGACUCCACUUGUGUUUGUGUAGAGGUGGUGCAGAGGGUUAUUAGUCACAAUUAGCACACUUCAAGCUCCAGUUUAGGUCAGUGGUUAGUGAAGUAGCCUCAAGCAGUUUGGGGAACCUCUAUUGAGGGCUCAUUGAGUCAGCAUCUUUGCUUCAUCUUAAAUGGGAGAUUACUGGGGAUGUAGCUCAGUGGUAAAGCAUUUACCUAGUGUUUGUGAGGGCCUGGGUUCAAUCACCAACAUUGUGAGAACAGAAUAGCCAAGCAGGCUUGAGUUUAAAUGGGAGAUUACAUUUUCUGAAAAAAGCAGGUAGCUGUCUUUCCAUGCACAACCUAAAUGUUACCAGGGUGAGGCAGUUACACUAUUGAAUACAUUUGGUUUUGAUUAGUGUUAAUGUUUUCAAUGAAAAUGACCCCCAUAGUCUCAUAGGGAAUGACACUAAUAGGAGGUGUGUCCUUGUUGAAAGUAGGUGUACCUUAUUGGAGGAAGUUUGUCACUGGGAGUGGGAUUGAGGUUUCAGAAGAUCAAGCAAGGCCUAGUGGUUCAUUCUCUUGCCUACUGAUCCAGAUGUAAAGCUCAGUCCUUUCUCUAACACUGUGUCUGCCUGCCUAGAUGAUAGAUGCUUCCCACCAUAAUGAUAAUGGACUAAACCUCUGAACUGUAAGCCAACCCCAAUUAAAUGUUUUCGUUUAUA